GGAAGUGGCGGUAGCUCUCGCUACCCACCCCGGAAGUGGUGACUUCAAGGUUUGGGGCUGGUUUUGACUCCGGUGUUACGAUGGGUUGCGACGGGGGAACGAUCCCCAAGAGGCAUGAACUGGUGAAGGGGCCGAAGAAGGUUGAGAAGGUUGACAAAGAUGCUGAACUAGUGGCCCAGUGGAACUACUGUACCCUAAGUCAGGAAAUACUAAGACGCCCAAUAGUUGCCUGUGAACUUGGCAGACUUUAUAACAAAGAUGCUGUCAUCGAGUUUCUGCUGGACAAAUCUGCCGAGAAAGCGCUGGGGAAGGCCACAUCUCACAUCAGAAGCAUGAAGAGCGUGACAGAACUGAAGCUUUCUGAUAAUCCUGCCUGGGAAGGGGACAGAGGCAACACGAAAGGCGACAAGCACGACGACCUCCAGCGGGCUCGCUUCAUCUGCCCAGUCGUGGGCUUGGAGAUGAACGGGCGGCACAGGUUCUGCUUCCUUCGGGGCUGUGGCUGUGUGUUUUCUGAACGCGCCUUGAAAGAGAUCAGAGCGGAAGUUUGUCACACGUGCGGGGCUGCCUUCCAGGAGGAUGACGUCAUUGUGCUCAACGGCACCAAGGAGGACGUGGAGAUGCUGAGGAAGAGGAUGGAGGAGAGGCGGCUGAGAGCGAAGCAGGAGAAGAAAACAAAGAAGCCCAAGGCAGCAGAGUCGGUUUCGAAAGCAGACGCCUUGGAAGACUUGCCAGGGCCAUCCAAAAUCAAGAACGGCAAGCCCGAGGACGCUGGCCCCGAGGCCCGAGAGAAGAGAGGCGCCCCAGCUCCUUGGAGCACGGCCUCCAGCGGGGUGGCCUCCGGGAAGGCAGGGAAGCCCCCAGGCGGGCCCCAGAAGCGGUCCAUCGCGGACAGCGAGGAGUCAGAAACCUACAAGUCCCUCUUCACCACGCACAGCUCCGCCAAGCGCUCCAAGGAGGAGUCGGCGCACUGGGUCACCCACACAUCCUACUGCUUCUGAGCCAGCCAGCGCCACCGCCGGCAGUAUAAAGUGCCCCGCCAGCCCCGCGCCCGCGUGCUCCCUCCUGCGGGAGCCCUGGGGGUGGGGGGCUGGGCAGCUGGCGGCCAGCAUCCCCCUGCCCUGGCCUUCCCAGCUGAAAUCUCGAUGGCUUCGCCGCAGUCAUCACAGUCUCGGGAAGCUGCCUGAGAGGAGUUUUGGAUCCCGGCCCGCGGGCACCCUUGGGAGACACCUCGCGCGCACCGGGAGGGGCUGGGCCUUGUCCAGCGCUUGCGGGGAGGGCUGUGUUCUCACUUUGAACAGCCUAGAGAUUAGCUGCGCACGUACUGUGAUACAAAAUAAAGCUGGCUGCCUUUUCUCUCA
Messenger RNA from Chinchilla lanigera (long-tailed chinchilla), 1361 nucleotides. It is a transcript of the gene Rtf2, whose product is annotated as replication termination factor 2 domain containing 1. Lineage: Eukaryota; Metazoa; Chordata; Mammalia; Rodentia; Chinchillidae. The transcript has 9 exons. Gene Ontology annotation, cellular component: nucleus. Gene Ontology annotation, biological process: site-specific DNA replication termination at RTS1 barrier; mitotic DNA replication termination. The record is from RefSeq and is a predicted model, not a curated record. Bases 81 to 1001 code for a protein of 306 amino acids.